AUGAAGGACAAAAACCCUGCUACUUCAGUGGAGAUUCUCCGGCAGUCUCUGGUUAAAGGUGGAGAAAGCAGAAGUACCUUUGUGCCUCCUACAUCAAUUGAACAAGCUGAUGAGCUAAUAAAUGAGGAGCAUCUCAGUCUCCUUGAGCAUGAUAAUGCUAAAUAUCCUCUUGACGAACAAACUCAAAGAGAGAAAAGGAAAGGGAACAAACGUCAGACGACUGGGGUAGCUUUCAUUCCUGAAAUUGAAGGUUUCGAUGAGCAUGAACUGAAAGAGGCAAGUUCUAUGGUUGAUGAGGAGAUUCAGUAUCUUCGUGUGGCCAUGGGACAUGAGAAUGAAUCUUUUGUGGAUUUCGUGAAGUCACAUGAUGCAUGCCAAGAGGACCUUAUGUUUUUCCCGAUGAAUAACAGCUAUGGUCUUGCCAGUGUUGCUGGAAAUGCUGAUAAAAUUUCUGCUUUGCAACACGAGUUUGAAAUUGUGAAGAAGAGAAUGGAUGAUGAAGCAAAGAAAGCUUCUCGUCUUGAACAGAAGAUCAAACUGCUGACACAAGGAUACCAGGCACGGGCUGCAAAAUUGGGAUCACAGAUCCAAGACACGUUCAAGCAGAUGAAUACUGCAGCAACGGAACUUGAAUGCUUCCAAGAGUUACAAAAACAAGAACAGAUGGCUGGUGCCUAUCGUGUGAGAAAUUUGGCUGAAGAAGUGAAUAAACAGAAAGCAUUAGAACGUACUCUCCAAAGCCGCUAUGGUGAUCUGUUGUCUGGUCACCAGAGGAUCCAGGAACAAUUGGCGGAGUACAAGAAGCAACUUAAGCUGCAGGAGGCGGCAAUGGAGGCAGAAAGACGUGCUAAAGAGGAGGCAGUAGAGGCAGAAAAACGUGCUGAAGAGGAGUCAGUACAGGGAGAAAAAUGUGCUAAAGAGGAGGCAGUAGAGGCAGAAAAACGUGCUAAAGAGGAGGUAGUAGAGGUGGAAAAACGUGCUGAAGAGGAGGCAGUCGAGGCAGAUAAACAUGCUAAAGAGGAGGAAGCCGCAGCUCAAAAUCAUGCUGCUGAGGAAGAAAAUGAGAAAAAAAAGUCCAAGUGUUGA
Messenger RNA from Lolium rigidum, 1086 nucleotides. Its product is annotated as cell division cycle 5-like protein. The coding region runs from base 1 to 1086 and encodes 361 amino acids. Gene Ontology annotation, cellular component: Prp19 complex; spliceosomal complex. Gene Ontology annotation, biological process: mRNA splicing, via spliceosome. The record is from RefSeq and is a predicted model, not a curated record. The transcript is spliced from 3 exons. Lineage: Eukaryota; Viridiplantae; Streptophyta; Magnoliopsida; Poales; Poaceae.